Scophthalmus maximus (turbot) is the source of this 837-nucleotide messenger RNA. It is a transcript of the gene mettl21a, whose product is annotated as methyltransferase 21A, HSPA lysine. Gene Ontology annotation, cellular component: cytosol; cytoplasm. Gene Ontology annotation, biological process: peptidyl-lysine methylation. The coding region runs from base 72 to 770 and encodes 232 amino acids. The record is from RefSeq and is a predicted model, not a curated record. Gene Ontology annotation, molecular function: protein-lysine N-methyltransferase activity. NCBI's taxonomy places the organism in Eukaryota, Metazoa, Chordata, Actinopteri, Pleuronectiformes, Scophthalmidae. The transcript is spliced from 4 exons.
CACGGACCAGUCCAUUUUGAGAAACGGCUGAAGUCUGCGUCACGGCGAAAGGAAGUUGCUAACCCACAGGGAUGGCCAAAUUCCACCGGGCGGUAAGAACUCGGGAGGGGAUCAAGGAAGCGGAAAGGAAGCCCGAGAAUCCGUUACCUGCGCUCUCCAAGCUCCACAGCGCGUCGGCACAGUUUCGCUUCGCCGACCACGAACUCCGUCUGUCCCAGGACUGGAAGAAGCUCGGAGUGGCAGCGGUCGUGUGGGAUGCGGCUGUUGUCAUGUGCAUGUACCUGGAGCUGGGCGAGGUGGAGUUAAAGGGGAAGGCGGUGAUUGAGCUGGGAGCCGGGACCGGGCUGGUGGGGAUCGUAGCCGCCCUGCUGGGUGCCGCGGUGACCAUCACCGACCGACAGCCCGCCCUGGAGUUCCUCUCCGCCAACGUGAAGGCCAACCUGCCGCCGGACACCCGAGGCUCGGCGUCCGUGUCCGAGCUGAGCUGGGGUCAGGGGCUCGACCUCUACCCGGCCGGGGGGUUCGACCUGGUGCUGGGUGCGGACAUCGUCUACCUGGAGGACACGUUCGCGCCGCUGCUGCGGACCCUGGAGCACCUGUGCUCGGACGCCACCGCCGUGCUGCUGGCCUGCAAGAUCCGCUACGCGCGGGACACCGACUUCCUGGGCAUGCUCAGGCAGCGGUUCGCCGUCGAAGAGGCCCACUAUGACCAACAGAGAGACAUCCACAUAUACAAGGCCUGGAAGUUGCCACCCAGGGAGGAUUUGUGACCACACACGGCUCAAGUAUUCUUUUCGCUGACCACCAAAGGAAUUAAAAGAAAACAUUUUAAAACCA